AUGACAUCCACUGCUGCACCUGCUGACCGUCCCCGCCCUAGGGCCACGUGUCCUGAACCCCAACGGGGUGCCCAAGGUUGUUUUGUGCCACGCUGCGACAUUCAGAUGGGUGGGCAAGGUGGUGACCUCGAAGAUGAGAUUGCAGGCUCCGAUUCGCCUUCUACGACUGGCGACGAAGACGACAUUGAUCAGUUCAGCAACCGUCAAACACUUCAACCCCCGACCAUGAAUGUGGUGGAUGAUGACCCCACUGAGGGCGCUCGGGACGGUGGGGCGUUCUCCACUCAGGUUGGCACAGCUACCCUUUCUGCGAAACCUACCGGCUCGGCGCUGUCUGAUUCUCCCCCUGGCACUAUCCGAGGUCCAACAUCGAGUGGUUCCAGGCGCAUACAACCGGCUCUCGCUCGUUCUGUCGGUAGUCCCUCUGUCUCUCCACCUCGCUUCUCCCGCCUGGAGAAAGCGAAGGGCAAGGAGCUCCCCACACAUACCAACCUGCUGGUUGCGCAAUUGCACAGAGGUAUGCCCCCCACAGGGAUUCCGACGUCUGCUGACCCGCUCACUGCUGAAAAUGGUCGGCUUCACGAAGCUUCCGGUGCUGACCCCUGCCUGGAUCGCAUCUUGCACGAUCAGAGAACGGUGAACCCGCACACCAAGACCUGUUUGGAGCCCGCUCCUGAGCUCGUCGUGGAUUCGAAUAAGCGUCACAGACGCAGACGUCGCAAGCGUUCACCUUCGAGCUCGUCCUCUUCCUCAAAUUCCUCUGACAGCGAGUCCGAUACCAGUCCAAGAUCGAAGAAGCUGAAGCUAGCGAUCCUAGAUCCGCUUACGGCGCAAACAGUUGUUCUGCCCUCAUCUGGGAUGAGUCACAUCCACAUAGCCGUGGUCCACUGCUUGUCCAGCGGAUGGUCGUGGCCGAUUUCCCUCUGCCUUUUUGCUCCUGCAUUCAAGGGGAAGCUCGCCAAUCCCUCAGGCUCUGAUACGAAGUCAUUAUUCAAGCAGCUGAACAGUUUUCCCAUCAGCAGCCUCAAUCGUGGGGAUUUCCACGAUGUUGCACUUCAUUUCCCCAAUGCUGUUGAGCGUUACUUCAUUCCCAGAGACGGUCGCAGCACUGGGUCGACUCUUGCUCUUAACCUCGCAAAGAUGUUUCGGGGUCUGUUCGAUCUUCUACGUUCACGCCCGGACUUCACUGAGUUCUUUGACACCUACAAAGAAUAUCUGCAGGCCGCCAUGGACCAGUGGUAUGUGAGGCGCUCCAGUGAGGCAAUCAGGUUGGAUAUUUGGGACGACAGCCUAUGGGCGACGGUCCAGGACAGGCGUCCUCUAGCUCUGUUUUCCUUGGGAUCCUUUCAGACCUCAUCCAUUGCACCCCCGGUGUACAAAUCUUCGGCGUCCGCUCCCCUACGUGGCAAAACCCCGUAUUUCUGCUGGAUCGGAGGCUCUCGAUGCACCCAUGACUUUGGGUGA
Molecule: messenger RNA, 1464 nt
Organism: Marasmius oreades (fairy-ring Marasmius)
Lineage: Eukaryota; Fungi; Basidiomycota; Agaricomycetes; Agaricales; Marasmiaceae
Exons: 3
Coding region: 1-1464 (487 amino acids)
Source: RefSeq, a predicted model, not a curated record